Molecule: messenger RNA, 3052 nt
Organism: Carya illinoinensis
Lineage: Eukaryota; Viridiplantae; Streptophyta; Magnoliopsida; Fagales; Juglandaceae
Product: F-box/LRR-repeat MAX2 homolog A-like
Exons: 1
Coding region: 30-2135 (701 amino acids)
Biological process (GO): SCF-dependent proteasomal ubiquitin-dependent protein catabolic process
Cellular component (GO): SCF ubiquitin ligase complex
Source: RefSeq, a predicted model, not a curated record
AAAAAAAAAAAAAACUUCUCCUUGCCAAAAUGGCCGCUCUAAAACAUUGUCAUUUGUAUGACUUGCCAGAUGUAAUUCUCACCAUCAUAUUCUCCCUAGUUAUCGACACUCGUACACGCAAUGCCAUGUCCCUUGUGUCCCUCAAAUGGUACCUGCUAGAGCGCUCCACCCGCACUUACCUCACUCUCCGCGGAAACAUCCGCGACCUAAUCUUCCUCCCCACUUGUUUUCAAGCUGUCACCAAUCUUGACCUCUCUUUCCUCUCCCCUUGGGGCCAUCCGCUCUUAGACGAGUCCUUCCCGAAUCCAACACUUCUUGCUCAGCUUUUUGGUCAGGCCUUCCCUGCCCUGAUUUCUUUUACUGCAUACGCACGAUACCCUAUAACUCUCAAUCAUCUUGCUCCUCAGUGGCCUAAUCUACGCCAUGCUAAGCUCAUCCGCUGGCAUCAGCGUUUGCCUACUGCUCCUCUUGGCUCUGAUUUCCUCCCACUGCUUGAGCAUUGUCAUUCACUUUCUUCCCUUGAUCUCUCCCAUUUCUAUUGCUGGACAGAAGAUCUCCCUCUAGCACUUAAAGCCUACCCUAAUACUGCAGCUUCCCUCUCCUAUCUCAGUAUCCUUACCCAUUCUUCUACCGAGGGAUACAAAGCUCACGAACUUCUUGCCAUUACAGCUGCCUGCCCAAAUCUCCGCCAGUUUCUGGCAACAUGUAUAUUUGACCACAGAUUCAUUGGUUCUACUCGGGAUGAAACUUUGCUGUCUCUUGCUUCAAAUUGUCCUCACCUCUCUCUUCUUCACCUUGUAGAUAUUACUUCCUUUUCAAAUGCCUGGGCGGUCAACCCUGAUGAUGAGGGUUACACCUAUCACGAUGCUAUAGUCAGCCAUGCGACUCUUGUGGACCUUUGUGCUGGAUUGCCAUUGCUUGAAGACUUGGUUCUUGAUGUUUGUCACAAUGUUAAAGAUACUAGGCCAGCAUUGAAGUUGCUUAAUUCCAAGUGCCCGCGGCUUAAGUCUUUGACUCUGGGACAGUUCCAUUGGGUUUGCAGGGGAAUAUUUUCACGGCCAGAUGUGAUUCCACUAUGCUCGGGGUUGGAGUCACUUUCAAUCAAGAACGCCGCUGAUUUAACUGAUCGUUGCUUGAUAGCUAUCUCACAUGGCUGCCCGAGACUCGCGCAGUUCGAGGUUACGGGUUGCAAAAUGAUCACAGAAACAGGGAUCAGAAAUUUGGCUUCGAACCUUCGGAGAACUUUAAUUGAUGUGAAGAUCUCUUGCUGUAAGCAUCUCAAUGCUGUGUGCACAUUACGUGCACUAGAUCCAAUUCGAGGCCUUAUCCAGCGAUUGCACAUAGACUGUGUUUGGAAAAGCGUUCAGCGAUUAGAAGAGGAGCAGCCUAGCGCUCUAGAGCGAGUAGCCAUGUGGAAAGAUACAAGCAGCUUCAAUAAGGAAUGCAAGAAACACUCAAGUUUGAACUUAUAUCACAUUCUUAGCCACGGAAGUGGCAGUGGUAAUAGUAUUGGUGAUAUAUUCCCUGCCAGGACUUGGGCAAAGUUGCAAUCUCUUUCCCUUUGGAUUUCUGUUGGGGAGAUGCUGACUCCAUUGACUUUGGUGGGGUUGGAGGAUUGCCCGGUGCUCGAAGAAAUACAAAUUCGAAUUGAAGGUGACUGCAGGCAGCAGAUAAGGCCUUCCAUGCACGCCUUUGGACUGAGCUCCCUUGAGUGUUAUCCUCGGCUUUCAAAGAUGAAUCUGGAUUGUGGAGGCGCUGUUGGGUAUGCUCUUACUGCCCCUGCUGGGUAUCCAGAUUUGAAUAUGUGGGAGCGCUUUUAUCUUAGUGGGAUUGGGAGCUUGAAGCUCACUGAGCUUAAUUAUUGGCCCCCACAGGACACAGAGUUAAAUAAGAGAACCCUCUCUCUUCCAGGAGCGGGAUUGCUUGCACAAUGUCCGACACUAAGAAAGCUUUUUAUCCAUGGGGCAGCCGCUGAACACUUGAUGAUGUUCCUUCUAAAAGUACCAACUCUCAGGGAUGUACAGCUGAGAGAAGAUUACUAUCCUGCUCCAGAAAACUACACAAGCUUGGAGAUGCGAGUGCGAUGGUGCUGUCGAUUUGAGGAUGCCCUCAACAGGCGUCAGAUCCCUGACUGAAUAUUGGGAGUCUACGCUUCCCGAAAACAAGACAUGGAACCUGCAACUAUGGCUUGCUCCCCUUGCAUAUAUGGUGAAGCGUAUGGGCUGCAACCUGGAAGACUUAAAACUGGCGAUGGAGUUUGGGUGUAUGUAACUAGCUAAGUUUGUCCGGGAGAGUAUCGUGGAAACUGCAAAGCAUUAAGCAUCACCAUUGAGAUUUGCUCAGUAUUUAACGUAAGAAAUAAAACAUUGUUCAACAAAAAGUACUGGCACACUAACAAGAGAAGAGAGAGAGAGAGAGAACAGAUUGUCGAUUUUAUUUUUUAUUUUUUCCUUUUCUUUUGGAGAAAACGUAGUUGUACGGCCCCUCAUCUUCUUCCUCUCCGAAAUGCUCAUCUCCCCCAAAUUUCUCUCAAAAACGUUCCACGAUCUGCUCCCACCCUCUGAGAGAAGAUUUCUUAAAAUCCAUGCAUAUGAUCAAAUGCAUACCCAGAAGCAUCCAUACUCUCUGUUUGUGUUAUAUAAAACUGCGACAAAGUUAACCCUGCACAUACACAGCCAACGUACGCCGCAAAGUUCCACGGCUCGGUCUAGAGGUUAAGGUUACGCACAAAUCCCGUCCAUUGGACUCGCAGUAAACCAAAGAGAACAGAUGACCGGAACGAUUCAACCUUCAGCGACCCGAGUACGUGGAGGAAAUCAAGGUAAACUCCUUAUAAUAUUCCUUGCUAUUAUUGCUAAAAUUAGUGUAUUUAAUUGUCGGCUUCAGAAAAAAUUAAGCUGGGACGACGUAAGUGUAGUACCGAUCAUCGAUCGGUGUUUCGGACAGGUGAAAAUGUUGGGGGUUUUAACUUUUCACUCUCCAGCUGCGAUUAUGUUAAUUGAUUAUUAAUUAUUAGCAAAAGCUAAAGAUUUUUAAGAGAAAAACCUAAUGA